This is a messenger RNA of Sitodiplosis mosellana (orange wheat blossom midge), 4038 nucleotides long. RefSeq names its product serum response factor homolog (gene bs). Gene Ontology annotation, molecular function: RNA polymerase II cis-regulatory region sequence-specific DNA binding; DNA-binding transcription factor activity, RNA polymerase II-specific; protein dimerization activity. The transcript is spliced from 7 exons. Gene Ontology annotation, biological process: positive regulation of transcription by RNA polymerase II. Lineage: Eukaryota; Metazoa; Arthropoda; Insecta; Diptera; Cecidomyiidae. The record is from RefSeq and is a predicted model, not a curated record. Bases 1977 to 3176 code for a protein of 399 amino acids.
GAGCGAUCGCCGUGUGUCGCACGUUACACAUCCAUUUGUCUCGCUUUAAUUUUUGCCAUAUGAAGCUCAGUUCCGUGGUAUUUUCAAAUUUGAUUCUAUUUUAAACGCAGCGCUCAGCUGUGAAUGAUGUGUUUAUCUGAAAACGGUGCACGAAGGCUAUAACGAUAAAGUGCAGUACAUAUAAGAUCGUUGAACGAGCGACGUUUACCAAAUAAAUAACAUAUUUUUGUACAAUUUGGGAAUCAGUUCAGUUGUGUUCUGUAUUAUUUGUUGUGUGUGCAUUUUUUUUCUCCUGCUUCAUACAUAUACGUCUUGAUUCCAUCUGCGUUGUUUUCAUCAUCCGAUUUGCUUGUUCCGAUUUGGUGAUUUGGCGACGGGUGUUUGGACCAAUUUUGCAACAUCUGUUUAUUUGAACAGCACCAUCGAUUCAGCGAAAGUGUUAAACGCAAAAAUUCGACUACAAUUUGGAAUUGAAUUAGUUUGUGCAUACCAAACGGAAGAAUAAAUUUAAAAAAAUUCUAUCAAAACUGCGCAUUCGCGUUAGAACCAAUCGAACGAGCCACCGAAGAUUAAGCGAAUUUUCAACGAAUUUCAUUUAAGCGCUACGUUUCCAUUCAGCUGUUUUUUUUUAAAUUCGUGUUGCGUUUCAAACGUACUCUCUCGUAUUGAGACAACGGGCCAUUUCCAGCUCCAUACAAUCAAACUUCAUUUUUUUUUCGUUUGGAGAGCCGAAUAAUACAAGAGAAUCAUCGCAUCGUGGAACGUAACGUAUUUACUGUGGUUUUUGUUGUUGCUGUCACAAUCGAGACGAGAGAGCGCACAACGUGUAUCACACACAGAGAAAGAAAGAGAGUGAGAACAGUGAGAGAAUCCGGCCGAUGUGUAUAACCAAAUGAAUGGUAACAACGUCGAAUUGACUUUUGUCAAAUUGUAUUCAGCAGCAGCAGCAGCAGCGACGGCAGCGAUAACAGCAGAGAGCAUAUAAACAGACGCAUACAUUGACACACAUAUACACACUGUUCAAACGUGUGACGGAGAUUCGGCGAAACGAGCGAAGUUUUGUGACCAUCGUACCAUAACAAUUCCGUUUCGUCAGCCAAAACACGACGGUCGACAGACACAGGAGACACAGUGAAUUCGCGCUGUUGGCAGAUCGUACAAAUGCAAUUAUACUGAAUUUCGAAACGAAAUAGUUUAAAGUGAUUGUGUGGGUUGUUUGAAUUUAAUUUUUCGAGUGAAUCGACAGGUAUCACAAGACAAUUAAAUACAUGCCACUUAACGUUUCGGCUACAAACAACGUAAUACAACCGGCGAAUACAUCAUUUAACUAAUGUGACCAUCGGUGUUUGGCAUACCGACCCGAAGUAAACGAUUGACACUUAUAGAAUCCACACAAAAAUAUCCGUGCAUCCGCACAUUGGAAUUGAGAUUUUAGGACGAGAACAAAAACAACUCAACUCCAAAUUAAAAAUAGUUGCCCCAUGCAUUUCGUACGCUUAAUGUAUAUUACUGUGUCGAGAGCAUUUUACAACACACAUUUGUUCCGUGUUCUGAUUCAUUUUUGAACCGCUCCGAGUGAAUGUGUAAUUUUUCAAUUUGUGCGUAAACAAAAUAUAUAAUCUAAUAAUUUAUCCGAAUCCGAAAAAGACUUAGCGACUCAAUACAUGGAAACAAAAAGUGUUCACAGUGCUUCUGACUGUUGCAAAAGUUGAAUGAAACGCGUUACACUAAAUCGAAAGAAAAUUCCAUCGAAUACUCGUCAUUCAUGGGCAAUCGUAUACAAAGUGUAAUCGUAACUAAGAGUUAUCGAGAAAACUGAUAAAGAAAAGAAACAUCGAUUUAAAAUAGCGUACACUUAUCGGGAACGAAAGAAAAAAAAGUUAGCAUUCGCGAUUCAAAGUAGUUAAAUUAAUUGGUUUUAAAAAUUGGAAAAUUAGCAAAUCAGUUGAAAAGAAGAAACAAAAAAAGUAGUAAAAAUGGAUCCGUCAGGUCGAGAUUCGCGUUAUAAUUUAAAUUAUAGCAUGAGCAUUGGUUUGUCAAUGGGUGAAAAUCCGGAUAUUUAUGGGCAAACAAAUCCAGCACUGGUGCGGCCACCAAGUGGCCUGAGCCAGUCGAUGGGUCGCGGUGGUAGCGGCGGUAUGAUGGGCACAAAUCAACAAUGCGGCUCAAUGUCGAACAGUCGUGGCAUCAAACGCACCAGUUCGGAUUGUUAUGAUGAUCGUGGCGGUAUCGGUUCACAGAGUCUCAGUCAGCUGGAAGGAUGUACCGGUGGUGUGCCAGACGUUGUGGACGAUAGCUACACAACAUUGCAGAAAAAAUCACCUCCAGCCAAUGGCAAAAAGACAAAGGGACGCGUGAAAAUCAAAAUGGAAUACAUUGACAACAAACUCAGACGGUAUACAACGUUCUCAAAGCGAAAAACCGGAAUCAUGAAAAAGGCAUACGAAUUGUCCACGCUGACCGGUACACAGGUUAUGUUAUUGGUUGCAUCAGAAACUGGGCACGUGUAUACGUUUGCAACGCGUAAAUUACAGCCGAUGAUCACAUCUGAAGCGGGCAAACAAUUGAUACAGACCUGCUUGAAUUCACCGGAUCCGCCGAGCGGUGCAUUAACCGGUGAUCAGCGCAUGUCAGCGACUGGAUUUGAAGAGACCGAACUCAGCUACAAUAUCGGCGACGACGAUUCAAAAGAUGACCGUUCACCUUUGUCGUCAGGUGAAUCGAGCGACGAGUCAUCAAGUGUUGAAGUGGCCGGCCCUAGUCAUCACAUUCAAGAGCAAAUUGUUCGGCGUCAACGGCAACCACCACCGCCGCCACAACAGCAACAACAACAACAACAGCAGCCGCAAGCCGCACCUACGAAAAAACAAGAGUCUCAACAGUCGCAGCCACAACAAAUUCAAGUUCGAGAGGAAUUAGGCAAAGCGUUCGGAAACAGUACCAGUCUAAAUAGUCUGAUUUAUCCACAAGCUUUAGUCAAUUUACCACAAGAAGUGCUUAUGAACCUGGUUCAAAGUGGUCAUCUCCAAGUUGAAGAAGAAGAAAAUGGACGUCACUUUAUAUCGAUACCGUUAUUGCCAAGCAAUUCUGAUGAAGGUGGAGGAGCAGCGGGUGGCAGCAGCAGUGGCAGUAGUAGCAACAGUAGUCGAAAUAAUGCGAAAAAAUCGGGGACCUGAAAAUCGUUUGACCAUCGAACAGAACUCUCAUAUCUUGUGAAAUCAUCCUAAAUGUUGAUGUUUAUUUAAAUUUAGUUUAAAUCACGUCACGGGAUUGAAUCAAAAUGCUUUCAUUUUUUUGUUUUCUUUUCGUUCGUCGCAUGAUUAACCAUGCCAAUUUUCUUUUUCUUCCUUCCACACAUCAUGUACAUAGGUUCGAAAUGAUAUAAUUGUUUUGCAAAUCGAGUCUUCUGUAAAAUAUAAUAAAUAAUAUAAUCGCCAAAUAUGUAACCAUUAACGAAUUUUCAAUUGUUUUCACUCUUAUAUUAGAAUGACUUCUCACCGAAUCAUUAGGUCAUCAUCAAGUCAUCAUCGUCGUCGUCAUUCGAUCUAUUAACCAAUUUAUUGUUAUCAAUUUGAAAUCGUUCAAAAUAUUCGAAUUCAAAAUUCAAAGAAUAAACUGAUUUGAAUUUGGUGUGAACCAAUUAAAAGAAAAAAACGUCUGCAUUAAUUUUUUUUUUUUGCUAAUUUUUAAGUUUUUUCAACAUAAUUCAAUCGUUUGCCUAUCUCAAAUGAACCCAUCAACGAAUUUCUGGUUUAAGCAGAGAUUCUGCACACCAAACAUUGUUUAUAUACUUAAUCCAAUAUUCGUACCAUUUCACAUUAAGUGAAUUUUGGUUUUCCGUUUUGAAGAAACGAGAGGUAAAUUUCAUUUAUGCAAAUGUUUUCGCCUUUGUCACUGAAAAAUAAAACCCAAUAAAUACGUAUAUUUAUUUAAAAAUUGAAUUUAGGUGUUAAAGCAAAAUGAAUUCUGUAAACUAUUGAAAAACUGAUGAAAAAUGAUAUUUUUUAAUGAAAUAAAUCAAUAUUCAUGCAAAGAAAA